Dothidotthia symphoricarpi CBS 119687 is the source of this 950-nucleotide messenger RNA. Its product is annotated as Fcf1-domain-containing protein. The transcript is spliced from 4 exons. Gene Ontology annotation, cellular component: nucleolus; small-subunit processome. The coding region runs from base 1 to 591 and encodes 196 amino acids. Lineage: Eukaryota; Fungi; Ascomycota; Dothideomycetes; Pleosporales; Dothidotthiaceae. The record is from RefSeq and is a predicted model, not a curated record.
AUGGGUGUCCAGAAGAAGACGCGCAAGUUUGCGCAGGUGAAGCGGGUUAUCGGCCAACGCGAUGCCAGACUCAAGAAGAACCAAAUGGCGGGUGAAAUAGAAGCAAAGAAGAAGGAGCAGGAAUCCCAGGCAAAGCGAGAAAUCCCCCAAGUCUCCUCAGCCCUCUUCUUCCAAGCCAACACCGCCCUCGGGCCCCCCUACUCCGUCCUCGUCGACACCAAUUUCCUCUCGCACACGGUCCAUGGCAAACUCGAGCUCGACAAAGCCCUCAUGGACCUGCUGUACGCAAAAGCCACGCCCAUAAUCACUACCUGCGUCAUGGCCGAGCUGGAGAAACUCGGCCCCAAGUACCGCAUCGCCUUGCGCAUUGCGCGCGACGAGCGCUGGGAGCGCCUCAAGUGCGACCACAAGGGCACGUAUGCGGAUGACUGCAUUGUGGACCGCGUUAUGAAGCAUAGAAUUUAUCUGGUGGCUACGAAUGAUAGGGACUUGAAGAGGAGGAUUCGCAAGAUUCCUGGUGUGCCGAUUGUUAGUGUGGCUAAGGGCAAGUAUGUUAUUGAGAGGCUGCCCGAUGCGCCGGAUAGUCAUUAAUCGUGUGUGGUCUUGGUUCAUGCAUAGCGCGGGCGUCCUUUGUUUUUGGAAUGGAGUGGGCUGUUAAAAAGACUACAUCUAGGGGUGGAGUUUCUUCUAGAUUUCCUGAUGUUGGUUUGCAAUUCGGUAGUUAUCUACCAGUUAUGCGUUUAUGGGAACAAUCUGGACUAAGAUCAUGCAACGCAGUGUUGUUCACACGUGUUGAUGUUCGACCUUCUUCUCACAGAGUUUCUACAAGACAAGACGACAGCACAAGUGUGUCCAGCGCAACACGCCUCCUCUGCAAUUCACACGCAAACCCUUAGAGAAAACACCACGCUGCAGAUACAAACACAGCUUAACGCUAUUGAAACUUGACU